Toxorhynchites rutilus septentrionalis is the source of this 2196-nucleotide messenger RNA. It is a transcript of the gene ras, whose product is annotated as inosine-5'-monophosphate dehydrogenase. Gene Ontology annotation, molecular function: IMP dehydrogenase activity. Bases 129 to 1667 code for a protein of 512 amino acids. The record is from RefSeq and is a predicted model, not a curated record. NCBI's taxonomy places the organism in Eukaryota, Metazoa, Arthropoda, Insecta, Diptera, Culicidae. The transcript has 7 exons. Gene Ontology annotation, cellular component: cytoplasm. Gene Ontology annotation, biological process: GTP biosynthetic process.
GUAUGUUCAUAGUCAGAGAGCCGUGUUCUUUUGAUUCAUUGUUGCUUUCAGCGCAUUGCAAUAAGUUUCGUGUUUGCGAGAUACAGUUUAUAGAUUACUAAAAGGUUUUCAUCGGCUGUCUCAACGAUAUGGCAGCGACUAGUGAUCCAAGCCUUCUGGAUGGUUUGUCCUGCGAAGACUUAUUCCGUAAAAGUGACGGCUUGACUUACAACGAUUUCAUCAUUCUUCCUGGUUACAUCGAUUUCACUUCCGACGAUGUGGAUCUAUCAUCGCCUCUUACGAAGAAAAUUAUGCUCAAGGCGCCGCUGGUUUCAUCGCCUAUGGACACUGUAACGGAAGCCGAUAUGGCAAUUGCUAUGGCGUUGUGCGGGGGCAUUGGAAUUAUACAUCACAAUUGUAGUCCGGAAUUUCAAGCUAACGAGGUACACAAAGUGAAAAAAUACAAGCAUGGAUUCAUCAGAGAUCCGAUGGUCAUGAGUCCAGAAAACACUGUAGCCGAUGUUUUGGAGGCUAAAAGAAAGAAUGGAUUCACCGGAUACCCCAUCACUGAACAUGGUCGCCUAGGGGAGCGAUUAAUUGGCAUCGUUACAUCGAGGGAUAUUGAUUUUCGCGAAGAAGACGUCGACACCAAACUCCGGGAUAUCAUGACGAAGAUAGACGACAUGGUGACCGCACCGAGUGGAGUAACUCUGCAAGAAGCUAAUCAUAUUCUGGAGAAAAGCAAAAAAGGAAAACUGCCAAUUGUGAAUAAAAAUGGCGAAUUGGUUGCAUUGAUCGCUAGAACUGAUCUCAAAAAAGCUAGAAGCUAUCCGAAUGCGUCUAAAGAUAGCAAUAAACAACUGCUGGUCGGUGCGGCAAUUUCAACGCGAGAAGAUGACAAGGAACGCUUAGAAUUGUUAGUUCAAAAUGGUGUUGAUGUGGUAGUCUUAGAUUCUUCGCAAGGAAACUCAGUCUAUCAAAUCAAUAUGAUUAAAUACAUCAAACACACCUAUCCAGAUCUGCAAGUGAUUGCUGGAAACGUUGUUACUCGCCAGCAAGCGAAAAACCUAAUCGAUGCCGGUUGUGAUGCACUGCGUGUUGGUAUGGGUUCAGGCUCUAUUUGCAUCACACAGGAAGUAAUGGCAUGUGGGUGUCCGCAGGCAACCGCCGUUUAUCAAGUUAGUAAACUAGCUCGCGAGUAUGAAGUUCCCAUUAUCGCUGAUGGAGGCAUUCAAUCGAUUGGACAUAUUAUGAAGGCUCUAUCACUGGGUGCUUCCGCUGUGAUGAUGGGAUCUUUGCUCGCUGGUACUUCGGAAGCUCCCGGUGAAUAUUACUUUAGUGAUGGCGUUCGACUUAAAAAGUAUCGUGGAAUGGGUAGUUUGGAAGCUAUGGAGCGUAAAGACGCCAAGGGUGCAGCAAGUUCGCGGUAUUAUCAUACGGAUAUUGAUAAACUACGCGUUGCACAGGGCGUCAGCGGAAGUAUCGUGGACAAAGGAUCUGUGCUUAGAUUUUUGCCAUAUUUACAGUGUGGCUUGCAGCACAGUUGUCAGGAUAUUGGAACCAAAUCUAUCACCAAUCUGAAGGAAAUGAUCUACAACGGGGAACUUCGUUUCAUGAGACGCACACAUUCGGCUCAGGCAGAAGGAAAUGUUCACAGCUUGUUCUCAUAUGAGAAACGACUGUUUUAAGUUCAAAAAAGUAAUGAGGGUUCGAUAGUAUAUCGUGAAAUAAACAAGCUGGGGAAAAGUCGUCUUCUAGACUAUUUUUCAAAUAUACAAUAGUACUUUAGGCUUAAAAGUCAAUUUUCAAGUGUCAAGUGUUAAUAAUAAAACUAUUUAAAAUAGUAGUGAUGUUUAACGGAACAUUUUAAAAGGCUUACAACUGUUAGGGAUUAUUUUUAACUUUAUCGAGUAUUAUAAGUCUGGCAAAAAUAGAAACAAACCUUCUAAAUAUAAUUUGGAGAGUCCGCAUUUUUGUUUAAUCGAAUUUUAAAUAUUGUGAUAGGAGAACCUAUUUUUUCAGUUUUUUUAAAUUUGCUUUUAGUUAGAUUUCCCAGUGUAUUUAGUAAAGCAUGUUCACACAAUGUCAGGAUGUUCAGUUUAUCAUAGCAUAACAAAACAAAUGUCUAGAAGCCAUAGAAAUUAUUGACCAAAUAAAUGUUAAUAAUCGACGGAAAGAAAACAUUUAGAAAAUAAACACAGUGGCCGUAAUAAAAUA